Messenger RNA from Haliotis rufescens (red abalone), 1371 nucleotides. RefSeq lists its product as uncharacterized. The coding region runs from base 74 to 1204 and encodes 376 amino acids. NCBI's taxonomy places the organism in Eukaryota, Metazoa, Mollusca, Gastropoda, Lepetellida, Haliotidae. The transcript has a single exon. The record is from RefSeq and is a predicted model, not a curated record.
GCAGGUCUGUGUUGAAAGAAGCUGCGCUCGGUCAGAACAAAUACCUUGUUGACAUUGCUGCUGGAGGAGACGCAUGGACUUGAACAAGAUGUUCCAAGAGAAGUUUCGGUUCUAUGCCAGACCGGUGCUGGCAUUUACAACAGCAGCCGCAGUUCUUCUACUGUUGUAUGUUAAGGGACCUAGACUAAACAAUAAUUAUUGGAAGACACAGGGACCUUGUAUUACCAGUCUGAACACAAAGAUGGAUAACAUUCAACAUUCAGUUGGUGAGUUGUCUGUGGAUAUAAAAUCACACCAGAACAAGGUACCAGCUCGAGUUCCAAGUCCAGUUCCAGCGAAACCUACGCCAAGACAAGCAGUUCAAGCUCUGCCCUUUAAGAAGAAGAUUCCAUGGCAGGGGAUUGCGUACAAAAGAACAAAUGGAUCAUGGGUAGCAGACGACAGUAUGUGUACAGAAGACGAAGUGUUUGAUCAGGCGACUCUCAAAACACCCGCUGGAAAUACGCCCAUCUUCAUCCACGAUGUCGUCAAAGAUCACUCGGUCUCUAAAUACUUGAAGACUGUUGGCAACUGGGAGCCGGAUGUCAUGUACACUGCUUUUGAAGCACUGAAAGAUAAUAAAGAUCACGUGUUUGUCGACGUCGGAGGCAAUAUUGGAACAUUCAGUCUUGCUGCUGCUAAACUGGGGCACAGGGUCAUCUCUGUUGAGCCCUAUGCUAUGAACACCAAACGCCUGUGCCGAGGAGUGGUAAAAGGUGGGUUUGCUGGACAGAUGUUUGUCAUUCACAAUGCAAUGUCUGAACUCCGAGAAACGCUUUCAUUUAAGCUCCACCCUAAUGAUAUUGCAAUGACCCGUGUUGAGAAAGUUACUAACUCAACUUCAAACACAGAUACCGUAACUUCCAUACAGAUGAACGAUCUUCUGGAGCUGUUUGACAUGAAGUCAGCUGUUAUAAAGCUGGACUGUGAGGACCACGAAGUGGAGGUGAUGAAGGGUGCAGAGAUUUUUUUUCAAAAAGUCGAUGUACGCAUGGUGCUGAUAGAAUGGGAUAAACUUAUUGUAAACCAGGGAACACUGUAUAUCAUAGAAAUGAUGAAGAGAUUUAAUUUCAAACCAUACAACCUCGGGAAAAACGCAAAAGCCUUGGAUAUGUCUGAGUAUACUCGAUGGAAAAAUAGGAACGUUGUGUUUAAGAAAGUAUAAACUCAACUGGAAUGUGAAUGAAGACAGAUUGUAUAUGCGCGCCAUUAGUGAUGUCAUUUGAUUGUGACGUCAUGGUAACAAUGACGUCACAAUGGUCUGCAAAGCAUUGUGAUGCAAUUUCAUCUUUGAUCUCACCCAAGCGAUAUCUCCUGUGGGAGCCAGUUUUG